AUGGCCCUCAUUUUACCUCGUACCAUCCGAGCUUCCCUCCUCCGUCUCUCUGUCCGCCACCUCACCUCCACCACUUUCGACGACCCUCCGCCGCCGCCGACUCUAUCCGUCACCCCUCAAACCCUACCACCCAAACCCCCAAAUCCUCGCUCCCGAACCCCAAUGGAAAAUCAAUUCGAGUCGUGGCUUCACAAACUAAAGCCCGGAUUCACUCAUUCCGACGUCGACGACGCCCUCCGGGCCCAGCCCGACCCGGACAUCGCGCUCGACAUUUUCCGGUGGACGGCGCAGCAGCGCCACUACAGGCACAACCACGUCACCUACCUCUCGAUGAUGGAGAUCGCCGUCUCAGGUAAGCGGUACCGCGCCGCCGAGACUCUCAUCGAUGAAGUUCUCGCCGGCGCGUGCGCCGCCAGCCUCCCGCUUUUCAACACCAUGAUUAAAUUCUGUUGUGACCGUAAAUUCCUGUUUAAUCGCGCUUUCGAUGUGUAUAAGAAGAUGCUGAAAUCUGAGGAUGCUAGGCCUAAUUUGGAGACUUAUGCGAUGCUUUUCGGUUCACUUUUGAGGAAGUUCGAUAAACUGAAUGUGUGUUAUGUGUAUUUGCAUGCUGUGAGAUCGUUAUCUAAGCAGAUGAAGUCGUCUGGGGUGAUCCCUGACGCCUUCGUGUUGAACAUGAUCAUCAAAGCCUACUCAAAAUGCCUUCAGGUUGAUGAGGCGAUUAGGGUUUUUCGCGAAAUGGGGCUGUAUGGCUGCGAGCCUAAUUCGUAUACAUAUAGUUAUUUGGUGAAGGGAUUGUGUGAGAAGGGUAGAGUGAGUCAGGGGUGGGGUUUUUAUCAGGAGAUGAGAUCAAAAGGGCUGGUGCCAAAAUUUACUACCUAUUUGGUUUUAAUUUGUAGUCUGGCAAUGGAGAGGAAGUUUCAGGAGGCGAUCGAGGCUGCAUUUAACAUGAUAGGGAAUUCGUUGUCGCCUGAUUUGUUGACGUACAAGACACUGCUCGAAGAAAUGUGUAGGGAUGGGAAGGGCAAUGUGGCCUUCAAGCUUCUUGAAAGCUUCCGAAAGAGGGACACUAACAUGAAUGAGAAGACAUACAAGACUUUGCUGGACGGGCUGCACUUUACAAGUCGGGAUCUCUAGUUGCUUUGAUUUCUCGUAUGGUCUUUCAAGCAUCGGUACACUUUGUUGAUUAUAAAAGCUCGAGUAAAAUAUUUGAGAAUCUAGUUUGAGCAUUUUGCAUUUAGGGAGAGAUUCCCUUCUUUAUGUUCAGAUGGCUUAGCUUCCUAGUUUUAUAUGAAGAUAUUUUGGCCAAGCAGAGUUGGAAUUUGAUCGAGCUGGCAAUUACACUGCACUCAUUACUUGUGAGAGGCUCAUGCCGAAGUCUACCCUGAAGCUAUCUUCAUCUGCAGCUGGCUUCCACUGCUCCACCAGAGACGAGAGCACCGUGACGACAUGGCUCAUGUCAGGCCGUUGGUUUGCUUCUCUUGUGCAGUGCCCGGCUAGCUGGGCCGCCUUCCACAUACUUUCGAAAGUUUCCUCGUUUAAGUCUGAACGGAGGACAGGAUCCACAGCCUCUUUGAUCUGAUCUUUAUCUUGGAGGAAUGGCCGGAACCACGUCACCAGGUGGCUACUAUCGUCAGGCAGGGAACUGUCCAAGGACUUUCUCCCAGUGAUGAUUUCCAUCAACACCACACCGAAGGCAUAUACAUCGACUUUUACAGUAACCUUUCCUGUCGCUGUUCAUUCAAUUGAGUCAUUACAUAUUAGAUAUUUAACUCUGUCUUUAUCAUAGUCAUGUAACUGCAUGCAUGAAUAUAUCUUGAAAUAUCUUAUGUGGGAUAUCAAUUUUGCAGAAGUAUUUUAGGUGAAUCAAUUCAUCAUGUCAACAUAAAAGUGAACAAGAUGAUGCAGGUAACAAUGCAUACCGGCAUAUUCUGGAGCAAGAUAGCCAAAGGUUCCUGCUAACCGUGUUUCGAACGAUUGAUUGGCAUCGGGGGCUUGUCUCACCAAGCCAAAAUCACAAACCUUUGCCCUCAUGUCAUCUCCGAUAAGAAUGUUGGAUGGUUUCAGAUCUCUGUGAAUGAAGCUCUGGUUCGCCAUGCUAUGCAAGUACUCAACCCCUCUGGCAACAUCGAGAGCUAUAUUCACUCUCUGGUUCCAAGUUAGGGGAGGAGUUCCCAUUUCCUUCCAUUCGAACAGAUGCUGGCACAAAGAUCCUUUUGGCAUGUACUCGUAAACUAAUAGCUUCUCACUACCAUUGUUGCAAAAUCCGUGAAGGGAGACCAAAUUCCGGUGUCUGACCGACGUGAGGACCUCUAUUUCAGCCUUGAAUUCGUUUAGUCCCUUGUCGCUGAGCAUUGAGGAUUCCAUUCUCUUUACUGCUAUUUUAGUGCCAUCGUGGAGUACUCCUUUAUAAACAAUGCCAAAUCCUCCCCUCCCCAGUAUGCUGUCUUUGCUGAAGUUGUCAGUAGCUUUUCGGAGGGCUUCAAUUGGUAUGGUAACAUUCCCCCCAUCAUAUAUAUUAUAAUCACUGAUUUCACCACUUUUGAUGGGAGUUUGGUUGAAACUACUGACAUUGGUGCUUUUGCCAUAAUCUGUUGUCUGAUCGAUGCUGAUGCUGUGUUGCUCUCCACUCAUUUUCUUAAACCAUUGGUAUUUGUGUCUUGGCUUUCUAAUGCAGCAUCUGUAGGUCACAUAUCCCAAGACAGCAACGACAACGAGACAGAUGAGAACAAUGAUAACUUUCAACCAUGUCGCUGGAGAAGAAUCUGUCUCUUCUAGUUCUACACCGGGUGGCGGACGUCCUCCUGGAUAGGUGAUUGGCACGACUCUCCCAAUGAAUGGAUUACCAUUCACUUUCAAUAUAACUGAAGAUUGGAAUGAUGGCACUUUUCCAGAAAUAUUGUUGUUGGAGAUAUCGAGAAUCUGCAGCUGCUUCAAACUUGUCAACCUCUUUGGUAUGACUCCCACCAGAUGAUUGUCAUUUAAAUACAAUGAUCUUAAACUAGGUAAAUUGGCGUAUGAACGUGAUAUAAUUCCGUUGAAAUUCUGCUUGGAGAAAUUUAUCACGACCACGCUCCCCUUCUCACACGUAACAAACUGCCAUUGCUGACAUGCAUCAUUCCCUUCCCAGGCUUCUGCUAAGGUCAUUGGAUAGUACAUUGCAGCUGCAAUCUCGAGCAACACAGUGACCUGGGGAUUACACGGACCGGGGCUAGUGUUGCAGAAAUGGUUCUCUUUUCCAAGAUUCACUUGAAUGCCUGGUGGGAAGCUUGGUACUGGACCCUGGAACACGUUGCUCUGCAAGGCGACAUUCUUCAGCUUUGGAAGCUUCGUAAGUGAAUCGGGGAUGACCCCCGUGAGCCGAUUGUCGCGUAGCUGGAGAUCUGACAGUUCUGUGCAGGCAGAGAGGUCAGGUAUACUCCCUGUAAACUGAUUGCUGUGAAGCCAAACCUCUCUCAAACUAUGCAUUUCGCCAAUAACGUCAAUGGGCCCUGAGAGCCCCACCAUCUGAUUAUUGAGCAACAAUGUUUGAAUCCCGGAUUUGGAGAACGACCACGGCAGCCACCCUGUCAGGUUAUUGUAGGAGAUUUUGAGGUUCGCAAAAUUUGGCAGAGAUCCGAAAAUGUCUGGAAUCUCGCCCACCAUGUUGGCCUUGCUCGCGUAGAAAGUAGUGAGAGACGGCGAAUCUUUGAUGGUGGUGGGCAUUGUCCAUGGUGGGAGAUUGCUGUUGUUGUUGAUGCUGAAGAAUUGCAAACUUGUUAGGCCUGAGAGGAAGCCUGUUGGGAUGGAAGUGAAACCAUUUUCUUCAAGAUUGACUUCUUGAAGAGAAGCCAUGUUGGAUAAAGCCGGCAACGGCCCCGAAAACUUGUUCCGUUGGAGGCUGAGGGUUUUCAGGCCGGAGAGCUGGUUGAUCUCAGGUGGCAAUGUUCCAGAGAGGGAUUUCGAUGCAAGGUUGAUGGAGCUGACUCUGCCGGGCGAAUCGCAGGCGACGCCGUCCCAUUUGCAGAAAUCGGUGCCAGUCCAGCCGGGUGGGUUGGUGGCUUUGGCCAGCUUGGCCAUGACAGCUCCGUCGUCGCAGGAAGCAUGGCGGAUGAUGGCCGCGAGCAGCGUCGUUAAGAGAACGACGUCGGAGGGGAGGAAUUUGUGUCUCCCUCUAGGCAUUUUGGUGGUGGUUUGCCUUUUUCCGGUGGUGGAGGUGGCCGGGAGCUCUCUGCCUUACCACCUGGUUGGCGUAUGGAGGAAAGAGAGAGGGAGUAUGAGAGAGAGUGGGGGGUAAGAACAUGAGAAGCGGGAGGAGAGACCGUUAUUGCUGUUAUUAUCUCUAUAAGCCAAUAAUUUAAAUACUAUGUAAGUGUUCAUAAAAAUUAUACAAUUCAGAUUCGAUUAACACAUUGUUUAUCCAAGUAAGUUUAAAAGAUUUGAUGACACUUCAUAUCAUGUAAAAUACUUCGAAAUUUGUAUGAAAGUCAUUGAAAUGUUUUGACAGA
This is a messenger RNA of Salvia miltiorrhiza (redroot sage), 4484 nucleotides long. Its product is annotated as pentatricopeptide repeat-containing protein At3g25210, mitochondrial. Gene Ontology annotation, molecular function: protein binding. Lineage: Eukaryota; Viridiplantae; Streptophyta; Magnoliopsida; Lamiales; Lamiaceae. The record is from RefSeq and is a predicted model, not a curated record.